Molecule: messenger RNA, 1817 nt
Organism: Acomys russatus (golden spiny mouse)
Lineage: Eukaryota; Metazoa; Chordata; Mammalia; Rodentia; Muridae
Gene: Slc38a5
Product: solute carrier family 38 member 5
Exons: 15
Coding region: 84-1493 (469 amino acids)
Biological process (GO): L-histidine transmembrane transport; serine transport; glycine transport
Molecular function (GO): glycine transmembrane transporter activity; L-glutamine transmembrane transporter activity
Source: RefSeq, a predicted model, not a curated record
CUCUUCCCUCCUGUAACUCUCCUAACGGUCUAGUCCCUUUGCUCCACUCCUGACCCUUCGUAUCCCAUUUCUUUGCCAGCAGGAUGGAAAUGCAGGACCCAAAGAUGAACGGAGCUGCCUCUCAGGGUGCUCCGGGCUACAGGCAGGAACGCGAGGGCUUCCUGCCCACCCAUACCCCUGCUCCUGUGAGGAAGCCUGUCCAGUUCAUGGAUUUUGAAGGGAAGGCAUCAUUCGGAAUGUCGGUGUUCAACCUCAGCAACGCCAUCAUGGGGAGUGGAAUCCUGGGGUUGGCUUAUGCCAUGGCCCACACUGGAGUCAUCUUCUUUCUGGCCCUGCUGCUCUGUAUUGCCCUCUUGUCUUCUUACUCGAUCCACCUCCUGCUGACCUGUGCGAGUGUUGUAGGCAUCCGAGCCUAUGAACAGCUGGGACAGAGAGCUUUUGGACCUGCUGGGAAAAUAGUGGUGGCCAUCAUCAUCUGUCUGCACAACGUUGGCGCUAUGUCCAGUUACCUGUUCAUCAUCAAAUCUGAACUGCCCCUGGUUAUUGGCACCUUCCUGGACAUGGACCCUGAGGGGGACUGGUACUUGAAGGGAAACCUCCUCAUCAUCUUGGUCAGCUUGUUAAUCAUUUUGCCCCUGGCUCUCAUGAAGCACCUGGGCUACCUGGGGUAUACAAGCAGCCUCUCUCUCACCUGCAUGUUGUUUUUCCUCGUUUCGAUCAUUUAUAAGAAGUUCCAGAUUGGCUGUGAAGUGAGCCAUAAUGACACAGUAGUGGAGGGCGAACAACUUCCCACCCAGGCCUUUAACAUCAGCUGUGAGGCCAAACUGUUCACAGUUGACUCGCAGAUGUCUUACACUGUGCCUAUUAUGGCUUUCGCCUUUGUCUGCCACCCUGAGGUGCUACCCAUCUACACAGAGCUGUGUCGGCCCUCCCAGCGCAGGAUGCAAGCUGUGGCCAACCUGUCCAUCGGGGCUAUGUUCGUCAUGUAUGGACUCACAGCCACAUUUGGAUACCUCACCUUCUACAGCACUGUGAAGGCGGAGAUGCUGGAAAUGUACACCCAGGAGGACCUGCUCAUUCUUUGUGUGCGCCUGGCCGUACUGCUUGCAGUAACCCUCACUGUGCCGGUUGUGCUUUUCCCUAUCCGCCGUGCCCUUCAGCAGCUGCUCUUUCCAAGCAAGGCCUUCAGUUGGCCACGACAUGUGGCCAUAGCUCUGAUCCUGCUGAUUUUGGUCAAUGUCCUGGUCAUCUGUGUGCCAACCAUCCGAGACAUCUUUGGGUUUAUUGGGUCCACCUCAGCCCCUAGCCUCAUCUUCAUCCUUCCUAGUGUCUUCUACCUACGCCUCGUACCUUCUGAGGUGGAACCCUUAUCUUCCUGGCCCAAGAUCCAGGCCCUGUGUUUUGGGAUCCUUGGAGUCCUCUUCAUGGCCAUCAGUCUGGGCUUUAUGUUUGCUAAUUGGGCCACAGGGCAGAGCCGUAUGUCGGGGCACUGACCUGGCCUGCCCUGCCUUCCCCCCAAAUCCCCAUGCUCACAUGCAUGUAUAUGAGAGAGUCCAAGUCACUUUCCUGUGUUCCGCCUGCCUGGGACAUGGGGGUGGCUGCUCUCUAUUAACAUUGCUGUCAGAGAUGGGGACAAUAGAGGUGGUAGAAUAGUCCCCUUCCCUUCCCUCUAUGGUCGCCUUACUCUUAUUGCCAACCCCAUGAGAGGAGGGGGAGGCCAGGUCCUUAGAAAGCUUCUUGCCUGACGUAGUCCCUGCUUCCUGGAUGACUCUGUUAGGGUUACCCUGAAGCUAAAGGGGAAGAAUAAAGAUGCUGAA